Messenger RNA from Penicillium cosmopolitanum, 1425 nucleotides. Its product is annotated as aldehyde dehydrogenase family protein. Lineage: Eukaryota; Fungi; Ascomycota; Eurotiomycetes; Eurotiales; Aspergillaceae. The transcript has 6 exons. Gene Ontology annotation, molecular function: aldehyde dehydrogenase (NAD+) activity. The record is from RefSeq and is a predicted model, not a curated record. The coding region runs from base 1 to 1425 and encodes 474 amino acids.
AUGGCCAUCACCCAAGAACCGAAGGUUAAAUCCUUUGAGACAAGACUCUUCAUCAAUGGCAAGUUCGUGGAAGCCUCUGAUGGCGGUAAAUUCGAGCUGAAAUCACCCGCCACGGGCGAAAAGUUCGUCGAAGUCUCUGAAGCAACAGAAGAUGAUACAAACGCCGCUGUUGCUGCUGCCAAAGCUGCAUUUCCGGCGUGGUCCGAGCUCUCUCCUGCAGAUCGAGGGGCCUAUUUCAAGAAGCUUGCCAAUCUGAUUCGCGAAUCCCACGACGAGCUUGCUGAACUGGAAGCACUGUCAAUGGGACGUCCUGUCUCUGCGUACUUCGAGUCUUACAUCGCUGCAGAGUCUUUGGACCACUAUGCAGAGGCAGGUUAUGAUGCUCUGGGAACAUCCAGCUUGAACACCCCUGGUUUUGUCAAUAUUACUAUGCGACAGCCAUAUGGCGUAGUCGGUGCUAUCAUCCCUUGGAAUGUACCGGUCUUAUUCUUGAUUGGUAAAAGUGCUCCAGCCCUGAUCGCAGGAAAUACCGUUGUGGUGAAGAGCAGCGAAAAGGCACCAUUGACUUCAGCCAAAAUUGCCACACUGAUCGACAAAGCCGGCUUCCCUCCUGGCGUUAUCAACAUCCUUUCAGGACACGGCCACAUCUCUGGAAAUGUGAUGUCGCACCACAUGGAUAUUCGCGUCCUAAGUUUCACCGGCUCAGGCAGAACAGGACGUAUUAUCCAAGCCGCAGCUGCCAAGUCCAACCUCAAGAAUAUAAUUCUAGAGCUUGGCGGCAAGUCUCCCGCGAUCAUCUUUCCCGAUGCCAAUAUCGAAAAGGCAGUCGAGCAGACCAAGUUCAGCAUGCAAUUUAACACCGGACAGGUCUGCAUGGCCAAUUCUCGCAUCUAUGUCCACGAGUCGAUCGCUGAGAAGUUCAUUGAAUCGUUCAAAAAGAGUUUCGCUGAUCUGAAGAGCGGCGAUCCCUUACUCCCAACCACGCAGCAGGGCCCACAGGCAGAUGAGCUGCAAUACAAGCAAAUCCACGCUUACAUUGAGGAGGCUAAGAAAAAUGGAUUUUUUGUUCCUCCUACGGUCUUCCUUGAAACGGCUGAAGAUGCCAAGCCAAUGAAAGAGGAGAUCUUUGGGCCUGUCGUGCAUAUCAACACCUUCCGCGAUGAAGAUGAGGUCGUUGCCAAGGCCAAUGAUACUGAAUAUGGCCUGUAUGCGGCUGUUUAUACUAAGGAUGUCAGCCGAGCCUUGCGAAUGGCGAAAAAGCUGGAUUCGGGAAGUGUGGGCGUCAAUUGUACUAGCCCGACCGGAGCGAAAGACAUGCCUUUUGGAGGUUAUAAGGCUAGUGGAAUCGGUCGUGAGGGAUGGACUGUUAGCAUCAACAACUAUUUGGAGACUAAGAGUGUUCUUAUUAGUGUGGAUGAUGAGUGA